This is a messenger RNA of Salvia hispanica, 619 nucleotides long. RefSeq names its product protein SENESCENCE-ASSOCIATED GENE 21, mitochondrial-like. Lineage: Eukaryota; Viridiplantae; Streptophyta; Magnoliopsida; Lamiales; Lamiaceae. Gene Ontology annotation, cellular component: mitochondrion. Gene Ontology annotation, biological process: response to stress. The record is from RefSeq and is a predicted model, not a curated record.
GCGUAUGCUUGAAAUCCAGUGGAUUUCCGACUACAACUCUCCAUUUUUGGAUUUUCCUUAUACUUUAAUCCCCUUCUCUCUAUAUAUAUGGCAGCUUCUUCUUCCAUUCUCAACCCUUGGGCGCCUCCAAACCUUCUACAAACCACACCAGAGGUUCCCUUAUUAAACAAUCCAAUCCCAUUGUGGAAAUUCAAAGAAAAAAAUAAAAAAUAAAAAAAUGGCUCGUUCUUUCUCCAACAUAAAAACUGUCUCUUCCUUCAUCGCCAACCAAAUCUCCGCCGUUGUUACCAGGAGGGGAUACUCUGCUGCGUCGCAGGGGCGGGUUGUCGGGGCUCCGAACGUGGUGGUGAAGAAAGGACCGGUGAAGGUCGGGGAGAGCGCAUGGGUGCCCGACCCGGUGACCGGGUACUACAGGCCUGAAUGCAGUGUCAAGGAGCUUGACCCAGUGGAGCUGAGGGAGAUGAUGAGGAAGAGCAAGAACAACGCUAAGUGAACCGCACCCGCCGUGGAAACGGCCUUUCAAAAUGUGAUCUCAUUCGGCCCGUUACUGGACACGGAUCAUAGAUCAACAAUGCAUAUAAUAUGACCAGAUUUUUUUUGCCGUUUCCUGGUAUUAUUA